CGAAAAUAAGGUUCACAAUGUGAAAGAUAUUUCAAGAAUUUUAUUUCGUUGAAUAUUUCCUGUUAGCUGUGGUGGAGGUUUAUACCAUUACAUCCGGAGACAGUGAGUGGUCAAGCUUAUGGUGACGGUAGCUGGAAACACAGCCAAACAAAAUGGCUACCGGAGCUGAUAUCAGGAACGAUCUCGUAUGUAGGAUUUGUUUAAAUGUCCUUAACGACCCCCGAGUCCUAACUUGUGGCCACACUUUCUGUUUUGAAUGUAUCCGGCGGGACUACCAACGAUUACAGCUCACAUUAGGAAUAUGUCCAUUGUGCAAGGAAUCGUAUAAUGUUCCGCAGAGAGAUAUACGGAAACUUCGAAAGAAUUUUAGUGUCAACGAUGUACUUGAUUCAUUGAGAUCAGCAGGUCACCGUUGUGCAAUUUGCCAAGGUGGUGAUGGCACAUUUAUAUGUUUAAAGUGCAAGCUGAACAUGUGCCGACAUUGUUCGAGAAGGAACAUGAUAAACUGUAGACACGAGCUACUACCGAUAGAGGAUCUGAAUUCUCGUCCACUUUUACGGGAUGUCAUACAACGCAGUAGGUCUAAACAGACAUGUCCGUCACACCCUGAUCAAGAAGUGAACUUGUUCUGUCAAACGUGUAAACUUGUGAUGUGUUAUUUCUGUCGACUUCGAGACCAUCCUCAUCACGACACACAAGAGCUACGCGAAGCUGUCGCCAACCUUCGUGCAAAAAACAUCCCUGGUCUGUUGGAAAAUAAGACACGUGCCUUUGACCAAACUAUAGAAUCGCUAAGACGUGAAUUAUCCUUUGCUUCUGUCACAUAUUGGCGUGGGGGUAUAGAGGAGGAAAUGGCGAGCUAUCGGUAUCUCCGGGAAAACUGUUCAGAGCUUUACAUAGACAUGAACGAGUUAUUCCAUUAUGGUAGUGAUAAAACAAUCAUGGAACUUUUCCGUGAACGUGAGGAGGCAAUUAAUGACAUACUUACCAUCCCGACACAUAAUUUUGUUUGGAGAUGUACCAUCUGUACCAUCUAUACAGUGUACAGCGUGUUUGUCCAUAUCACUAAUAAUAAUCACCAAAACGCACUAGGUGGACUAGCUGCCGGCUAGGUGGACAACACAAGACCAAUUGCAGAUUCAGCAUGUGUGUUACUGUAAAAGGCUUCAUAGGUAAUAAAUAGUUGAACUUUGGUCUUUUAAUUCUCAAAUUAUUUUCCAGUGGACUUAACAAUUCAAUUCCAACUAUUCCGACCGGUUUGAACUCAGUGCUCAGGAAACAUUUAAUGUGAUUUGUACACAAAGUUAUAGUUUCCUGUCGAUUUGAUCUUAAAUAUUUACGAGUUCUGAAAACGACAUUGAUGAGAUCUCAACCAGACAUCUUUCAGUGAUAAACAGAUCUGAUUUUGUGA
Pecten maximus is the source of this 1411-nucleotide messenger RNA. RefSeq names its product E3 ubiquitin-protein ligase TRIM56-like. NCBI's taxonomy places the organism in Eukaryota, Metazoa, Mollusca, Bivalvia, Pectinida, Pectinidae. The transcript is spliced from 2 exons. Bases 153 to 1112 code for a protein of 319 amino acids. The record is from RefSeq and is a predicted model, not a curated record. Gene Ontology annotation, molecular function: zinc ion binding.